Capsella rubella is the source of this 438-nucleotide messenger RNA. Its product is annotated as egg cell-secreted protein 1.2. NCBI's taxonomy places the organism in Eukaryota, Viridiplantae, Streptophyta, Magnoliopsida, Brassicales, Brassicaceae. Gene Ontology annotation, cellular component: extracellular region; vesicle. Gene Ontology annotation, biological process: regulation of double fertilization forming a zygote and endosperm; regulation of protein localization to cell surface; double fertilization forming a zygote and endosperm. The transcript is spliced from 2 exons. The record is from RefSeq and is a predicted model, not a curated record. Bases 1 to 438 code for a protein of 145 amino acids.
AUGAGGUUUCACACUCAAGAAGAUCUGUCCCCUGAGAUGCACGAAGAUGAUGAAGGAGAUGUUGUAGCCAAUAGGUUGUUCCUGUUCCUGUUGCUCUCAAUCUUCUUAAUUGUUUCCCUUUGUGCUGCCACUUUUGUCACUCAAGGAGUAGCUCAUAUGCAAACGCCACCAACAGUUCCAGGACUUUUCCUACCCGGCUCACCUAUUAAUCUUGUAAAAUGUUGGUCGUCUCUCUUCAAUGUUGAAGGAUGUGUGCUCGAAAUCUCCAGAUCAAUUUUCUCCGGAAAAUUAGAACAUGUCAAAGCCGCAUGUUGCAAAGCCUUUUCGACCUUGGAUGCUAACUGUUGGCCUCAUAUGUUUCCGUUGAAUCCCUUCUUCCCUCCUCUCCUCAAGGAUACAUGCGCUCGCAGUGUCCCUAAAUCUCCUGCAAAGAAUUGA